This is a messenger RNA of Mus caroli (Ryukyu mouse), 4197 nucleotides long. It is a transcript of the gene Abcd2, whose product is annotated as ATP binding cassette subfamily D member 2. Gene Ontology annotation, molecular function: ABC-type transporter activity; ATP hydrolysis activity; ATP binding. NCBI's taxonomy places the organism in Eukaryota, Metazoa, Chordata, Mammalia, Rodentia, Muridae. Gene Ontology annotation, cellular component: peroxisomal membrane. Gene Ontology annotation, biological process: very long-chain fatty acid catabolic process; long-chain fatty acid import into peroxisome; peroxisome organization. The record is from RefSeq and is a predicted model, not a curated record.
GAGGGUUUCUAAGUGCCGCUGAGCAUGCUCAGUAGCUCUAAGGGAAGGUUUGUUCUCCAGCAGCUGACCUCAUUCGACCUCUCCAGAAAUAGAUAUUUAACUCUCUGAACUCCUGUUUAAGUAUAGGAUUUGUUUUGGCUCUCUCUUCGUUUUUUAAGGUUCAAAGGGAAGAGGCGAGGAGUCCAGGGUCUCACCGCCCACGCAGCCAAUGAGACGCCUGUGGGUGGAGCCUGGCCAGCUCUGGCUGCUGAGGGACUCGCCCCCGGAGGAUGCGGUGGAGUUUGUGCUUUGCUGCAUCCGUCACUGAAGAACAAAAUAAGAGUAAAGGAGACAAGCUGCAGAGCAUGGGAGGCUGUGGGGUCUUCUGAAACCUUUGCUGGGCUUUCCGCGGAGCAUGAGCUUUUAAAACGAAUUCUUUUCAAAGAAACCCAUUUGUGUAGCUGGAAAAAUGAUACACAUGCUAAAUGCAGCAGCCUAUCGGGUGAAAUGGACCAGAUCCGGUGCUGCUAAAAGGGCUGCCUGCCUGGUGGCUGCGGCAUAUGCUCUGAAAACCCUCUAUCCCAUCAUUGGCAAGCGUUUAAAGCAGCCUGGCCACAGGAAGGCGAAAGCAGAAGCUUACCCGCCUGCAGAGAACAGAGAAAUACUGCAUUGCACGGAGAUCAUCUGUAAAAAACCUGCGCCGGGACUAAAUGCAGCUUUUUUCAAACAGCUACUAGAACUUCGGAAAAUCCUCUUUCCAAAACUUGUGACCACUGAAACGGGGUGGCUCUGCCUCCACUCGGUGGCUCUAAUCUCAAGAACAUUUCUCUCUAUUUAUGUGGCUGGUCUGGAUGGGAAAAUCGUGAAAAGCAUCGUGGAAAAGAAGCCUCGGACUUUCAUCAUCAAAUUAAUCAAGUGGCUUAUGAUUGCUAUCCCCGCUACCUUUGUCAACAGCGCUAUCAGGUACCUGGAGUGCAAACUGGCAUUAGCCUUUAGAACUCGCUUAGUAGACCAUGCCUAUGAGACUUAUUUCGCAAAUCAGACUUAUUAUAAGGUGAUAAAUAUGGAUGGGAGGCUGGCAAACCCUGACCAGUCUCUUACCGAAGACAUUAUGAUGUUCUCGCAAUCUGUGGCUCACCUGUAUUCCAACCUUACCAAGCCUAUUUUAGAUGUCAUUUUAACCUCCUAUACUCUCAUCCGGACAGCUACAUCCAGAGGAGCAAGCCCUAUAGGGCCCACCCUGUUAGCAGGACUUGUCGUGUAUGCCACUGCUAAAGUACUGAAAGCUUGCUCGCCCAAAUUUGGUUCGCUGGUGGCUGAAGAAGCCCACAGGAAAGGCUACCUGCGGUAUGUCCACUCCCGAAUCAUAGCCAAUGUGGAAGAAAUUGCCUUCUACAGAGGACAUAAGGUAGAAAUGAAGCAGCUGCAGAAAUGUUACAAGGCUUUAGCUUACCAGAUGAACCUGAUUUUAUCCAAACGUUUAUGGUACAUCAUGAUAGAACAAUUCUUGAUGAAGUAUGUGUGGAGCAGCUGUGGACUAAUUAUGGUGGCUAUACCCAUUAUCACUGCAACGGGCUUUGCAGAUGGUGCUCUGGAGGAUGGUCCAAAGCAGGCUAUGGUUAGCGAUCGGACAGAGGCCUUUACCACUGCCCGGAACUUAUUGGCCUCUGGAGCUGAUGCAAUUGAAAGGAUUAUGUCUUCAUACAAAGAGAUCACUGAACUAGCAGGUUAUACUGCUAGAGUAUACAAUAUGUUCUGGGUCUUCGAUGAAGUGAAGAGAGGCAUUUAUAAGAGAACUGUCACUCAGGAACCUGAAAACCAUAGCAAGCGUGGAGGCAACCUGGAACUACCCCUCAGCGACACCCUGGCCAUCAAAGGAACAGUUAUUGAUGUGGAUCAUGGAAUCAUUUGCGAAAAUGUUCCCAUAAUUACACCAGCGGGCGAAGUGGUGGCUUCCAGGCUAAACUUCAAAGUGGAAGAAGGGAUGCAUCUCUUGAUAACUGGUCCCAAUGGUUGUGGGAAAAGCUCUCUCUUCAGAAUCUUAAGUGGGCUGUGGCCUGUGUAUGAAGGAGUCCUUUAUAAACCGCCUCCCCAACAUAUGUUCUAUAUUCCACAGAGGCCUUACAUGUCUCUUGGAAGUCUCCGGGAUCAAGUCAUUUACCCUGACUCAGCGGAUGACAUGCGUGAGAAAGGUUAUACUGACCAAGACCUAGAACGUAUCCUGCACAGCGUGCACCUCUACCACAUAGUUCAAAGAGAAGGAGGAUGGGAUGCAGUCAUGGACUGGAAAGAUGUCCUUUCAGGAGGGGAGAAGCAGCGAAUGGGCAUGGCGCGGAUGUUUUACCAUAAACCGAAGUAUGCAUUGCUGGAUGAGUGUACCAGUGCCGUGAGCAUCGACGUUGAAGGAAAGAUAUUUCAGGCUGCUAUCGGGGCUGGGAUUUCCCUACUCUCCAUAACACACAGGCCUUCUCUGUGGAAAUACCACACUCAUCUAUUACAGUUCGAUGGUGAAGGAGGCUGGCGCUUUGAACAGUUGGACACUGCUAUCCGUUUAACGUUAAGUGAGGAAAAGCAAAAGUUGGAGUCGCAGCUCGCUGGAAUUCCCAAAAUGCAGCAGAGACUCAACGAACUAUGCAAAAUUUUGGGGGAAGACUCAGUGCUGAAAACAAUCCAAACUGCAGAAAAGACAUCCUAACUUAGCUUGACAUGUUUUCAGUUACCUUCUAGGUGAAGCCUCAGAGACUCUCUCUUUACUGCAUGCAGUAUGUUAAGCUAAGUGCAGAGAAAGCAAGCCAGCAAAAAAAAAAAAAGUAUUUUGUGUGAUUUUAGCAUUGAGGAAAUAUAUGAUGACUUUUCAAACAAACAAACAAAAAAGCAAACGAAUUAGUUGAGAUUAGUCAUGACUUCAGUUAGUGCCCAGUGAAAGGCUAACUCACCUGUAAAGCAGGACUUUCUAGGACUAGGAGAAAGUGACCUGAGGUUCUUCAUGUAGGAGAAUGCCCCAAAACAAAGCAGCAAAGGCACCAGGAGGGCUGAUGUCAGCUGUGCAGAAUUAGGACUUUGAGGGAUCUUUCAGCCCACUUAAAGGACAAUAGGUGCAACACCUGGAAUCCAUAAUCAGCAUUGCUAGGGGCCAAGUCAAACUGUGUACAAAAUAACAGGCAUUUUGAUACAUAAUUUCAGUCUGAAAAAUGCAUUUUAAUGACAGUGGUUGAAAACAAGCAUGGCUGGACAAGUAUAAAGUACUGUAUUUAAAUUUUUCAUACUUUCAGCAUCUUGAUACAGAUACCAAAAAUAAACAUGAAUAAAAAGUGUAUUUGCUUAAAAACAAACCCUUUUGUUUUUUAAAAAGAGAAUUGCCCAUAGGGAAGAGGAGGAUCCUAACAAUGCUUGUUCUGGCUGUUGCUUGACUCUGCAGUGCUAUCUGGUACAAUUUCUACCCAGAAAUAUUGCUUGUUUUGUGCCCACAAAAAAGCAUUUUAGAAACUUGAUUGCUGUCCUAAGUUUCCUUGAUCCUGGAAAUCACAGUUAUGUUCUUACAUUCAUUUUUAUCUUACUCUGCCUUUGAAGCAAUCUUUUAAGGCAUACAAGUUUUUUUGUUCCUUUUUCUUCUGAGAAAGCAGACACUCAGAUUUACUUUAAUCACAUGGUUUAUUUGGAAAGAGCUGUAGAGAUCAAUAGAGGUCUUGUGACCCCCUGAUUCAGUGCUUUCAUCACUAUUGACCCUUAAAUUUAACUGGGAUAUAAUGUCAAUUUAAAAAUUAUGUGAGCCAGGCGGUGGUGGCGCACGCCUUUAAUCCCAGCACUUGGGAGGCAGAGGCAGGGGUUUUUCUGAGUUCGAGGCCAGCCUGGUCUACAAAGUGAGUUCCAGGACAGCCAGGGCUACACAGAGAAACCCUGUCUCAGGGGGAAAAAAAUUUAUGUGGACCAGGUAAAUGUCUAGAAAUGGAAUUGUAGGCAAAGCAGGGCAUAAGGAAAAAAUUUAAGUAGAUGAAUAAAUAUUUUUAAGGCAUGGAGGAAUGGCAGUUGCUUCUCUUGCUGGGGUCCCGACUUCCAUUGCCAGCAUCACAUGGUGGCUCAGAACUGUGUCUAAUUCCAGUUUCAGGGGAUCUGACACCGUCUUCUGGACUUCAGGAGCAUAAAGUCCUCAUACAUACCUGCAGACAAAACAUUCUUUUUUUUUUUUUUAAUAUUUUUAUUACAUAUUUUCCUCAAUUA